UAUCAUUCGGUUUCACCGGAUUUAAGGAACAUUUCCCAUGAUAUAAAAAGGGUUGAAUCGUCAAAUGAUUGACUAUCUUCAAAGGGCGAUUCGUUUCAAAAGGGGUAUGAAGGAAGGACCAGAUUCUCGUUUCACUUACACUUCUCUUUUCAAUGGCAUGAAGUACUUAAAAGCUGGCAUAGUUGACAGUCGAUGUUUUUUCCAGCAGAGAAACAAAACCACCAAGCAGGACCCAUCCCUACCUCGAUUAACAAUCUAUAUAUUCAUAGUUUGAGGCCAAACACGAAUUUAAGUUAUAGGAGAAGUGGAAACCAUCACCUAGCAGCUGGUCGAGAUAUCAUCCCCACCCAGCUGCCCCAACUACACCACCACGAACUGCUCCCAACAUAUCCAACGUAUCCAAGAAGGCAACAACUUCUACAACGGCAGUCAUUCCGGAAACUCGCUAUGUCAUUGUGGAAAACCCAGCCGAGCUGCUGUAACUUCCGCAGGGGCGUGUUACGUUUGUGCUACCGGGGAUUGCGACUUCUUUGGUCAUUCUGCAUAGGCUGGAAUAAUGUGAUCGAGGAACUAGGCUUUGAGAGGCAGGCGAGGUUGAGCUGGACUCGAUCUUUCGUUCUUCAUUGUAGUGAUUUGGUUCUGGCGAGGCUUCUCAGGCCUAGGAUCUUUAGGUGAGACGUUUCAGCUACAAAAUUGCUCCACACAAACUGUCCUCUUCCCAGAUCUUGUUUCUGCGAGCAGGUCCUCAAUCUCGCCAAAGAAACUCUCCUUCGAGUUAAUAUCGGUGACUAUGCAGAGUGUCCUAACCAUCGUUCCUCUCCCCGCUUAAUUCAGGGGCUCUGCUGCGAGACCCGAGUUGGAUUUACUACACGAAGCCUUUGAGAAGUGGGAAGACUCCAGCUAGGCCG
This is a messenger RNA of Hyaloscypha bicolor E, 908 nucleotides long. RefSeq lists its product as uncharacterized. The coding region runs from base 193 to 675 and encodes 160 amino acids. NCBI's taxonomy places the organism in Eukaryota, Fungi, Ascomycota, Leotiomycetes, Helotiales, Hyaloscyphaceae. The record is from RefSeq and is a predicted model, not a curated record. The transcript has 2 exons.